Molecule: messenger RNA, 1577 nt
Organism: Procambarus clarkii (red swamp crayfish)
Lineage: Eukaryota; Metazoa; Arthropoda; Malacostraca; Decapoda; Cambaridae
Source: RefSeq, a predicted model, not a curated record
GGGGCGGGUGUAGGGGAGCGUGGAGGGACGGCCGGGUGAGUCAGAUGUAAACAUGGCGGCUGAGCAGUGCGAGAGCAUCCUCGUCCUGGAGGACCGGGUCAAGAGGCUCGAGGAGAAGAUCUUCGGGCCCCUGCCCAAGGAUGCCCAGUACCCGGAGGUUGUUUCAACGUUGGCUUCGCUGGGCGGGCGGCUGGGCAGUGCGCUGGGCACCCGCGACCGUAUGAUGAUGGUUAUGAAGAGAUUAGAAGAAUUGGAGCGUUACCUUGACCCUUCAUAUGGCGAGUCCCUCGAGUUGUCAGACAGUGUUAAGCUGGACUUGGUGUUGGCCCGUGAGGAGCAGCUGCGCAACCAAUACCAACACCUCAAUACAAUGAACACUCUUAAGAAUGUCCUGGAUUCACAGCACAUCUCAGAUUCUGCCAACCUGGGUGACGAGUUGAUCCAGAUAGCUAACAGACACAGUGAGGAUGAGGAGGCAGCCUCCCAGCAGAGUGUGCAGAUCAAGAAGAUGCUUGACCAAUAUAAUGCUAUUAUUAAUACUCUCACAGAGACCUUCAUAAAGAUGGAUGAAGUGGUGACCAAGGCAGAGAUAGCAGCACUACCCAAGAAAGCAGAAGACUGAGAACUGCAACGCUCACAUAGUUUGGAAGGUUUCGGUUAUGUGCGCAUGAUCCAGUCGUCCAGUAUUAUCAUCAAAUGCUGAUAAAGGGUUGCAAGAUCUGCUAUAUUCUGUACUAAUGCGAUAUAAUGCACAGGGCUGUUUUGAGUGUUUCUCAGUCUUUAUAAUUUUCUGGUUAGCAUUAUUAGGUAAUCAUGUUGGGAUUUUCAUUCACGGAUAAUAUUUGCUGUUGGCUGUAACUGGAAAAUAUUAAUAUACCUUUGUGUUUGUUAAGACAUAUUUAUCAUAGAAGUAUAAACACUACUAGUUGAGGUGGGUUAUGGACACAUUCCUUACAUUUGAUUUAUGAAGGCGAAUGACUUAUUGUUUGUAAGGUAGCAUGGCAGCUGGUAUGCAUGUAUGAGAUUAAAUAUUUGUGUUUGUGUGUGCAUGCUUACAUGAGAUGGGUUAUAUGUGCCUAUGGAUGUGUGUGUGUGUGCAUAUGUAAGAUAGGUUAUUUGUGUAUACUGUAUGAUUGUAUGUGUGUUAUGGGAUAUUUGGCUAUAUGGUAUGAAAAUUUGUGAGUACUGUAGUUGGAUAAUUGGGUAUACUGUGUGAUUGUGUAUGUAUACUCUGAUAUUUAUGAUUGUGUAUGAGUGUGUUUGUGUGCAAGAUAUAGAAUAAUUGUGUUACUGAACAUUUGGGAAUUAAUAGACAUUAGUGUACUGUAUAAUUAUUUUACUUUUUAUCAGGAUCCUGAUAUAAAAUUUCCACCUUAAGUUAUUAAAGAAAAUGUUGCUUAAAUUCAUGGGAACCUUUUCGGACUCUCAGCUAAUCUUAUAUGAAUUAAUUUUAGAACCAUUUUCAUUCUUCAAGUUGUUUAAUAAGCAUUGCAUUUUAAAUUGUCAUUUUUCCUUCAUGCAGGAAUUUAAAACUUAAUGGCUGACAUGAUAUUCAAUAAAUUGUUAUUGCACAUUGA